Messenger RNA from Callorhinchus milii (elephant shark), 2156 nucleotides. Its product is annotated as sialin-like. The transcript has 10 exons. The record is from RefSeq and is a predicted model, not a curated record. NCBI's taxonomy places the organism in Eukaryota, Metazoa, Chordata, Chondrichthyes, Chimaeriformes, Callorhinchidae. Gene Ontology annotation, molecular function: transmembrane transporter activity. Gene Ontology annotation, biological process: monoatomic anion transport; transmembrane transport. The coding region runs from base 1 to 1344 and encodes 447 amino acids.
AUGACCUUACUGCAGAUAACAUUGGUGUACAUGUUACGUGUGGAGGUCAGUGUUGCCAUCGUGGAAAUGAUGAAUGAUAGCACAGCCAUAUCGGAGAUUGAGGAUGUCACCGGCUGGCCAGCACUUUCCAACUCUACCCUCAAACAUGAUAUCAAGAAGGACAAGGUGUAUGACUGGAGUUCAGAGACCCAGGGAUGGAUCCUCAGUGCUUUCUACUACGGUUACAUUGUCUCCCAAAUCCCAGGUGGAUACUUGGCUAUGAGGUUUGGAGGGAAGCUGGUGCUGGGGUUUGCGGUGCUUCUCAGUUCAGUUUCGACCCUUCUAGUCCCACUGGCAGCAGAGCUGGGCGCCCCCUGUGUGAUUGCACUGCGGGUUUUAGCAGGUCUGGCGGAGGGUCCAUGUUUUCCUGCCGUGCAUCAUAUAUGGUCGCAGUGGGCUCCUGCACAUGAACAGAGCAGAUUUAUCAAUUUAGCACAUUCAGGUUCUUCCUUUGGAACGGUUAUCUCGUUUGUCUUAUCUGGGUUGAUAUGUUAUCACUUGGGAUGGUCGUAUUCGUUCUACAUAUUUGGUUCAUUGGGAAUAGCUUGGUGCCUGGUGUGGUCCCAGUUGGUCAGUGAUGCACCAGAAACCCACAGGACAAUAUCUGACGCUGAGCGAGAUUACAUAAUUUCCUCAAGACUCAAACAGGCCUCGACACAACAGCAAUCCAUACCCUGGGAAUCCAUACUGAAAUCCAGUGCUGUGUGGGCGAUAAUUGCUGGUUACCUUUCUGGUAUAUUUAUUUUCUACACGUUAAUUGCAGUGUUACCAACAUACAUGCAAAACAUUUUUCAACUAACAAUUCAACAGAAUGGUUUCUUAUCGGCUCUGCAGUUGAUGCCCGGCUUCCUGUUUCAGAACAUUGCUGCAGUAAUUGCAGAUUACAUGAAGAAAACUGGAAAAUUCUCCACAGCUUUGAUUCGUAAAGGAUUUGCCUGCACAGGAAUGAUUACAGCCUCUGCCUUUCUGAUAGCUGCUGGAUAUGUGAAACAUGACUAUAAAUUGGCUGUGACACUUCUAACAAUCUGCAUAACAAUGCGGUUCAUUGGAGCAUCAGGGAUCAUGGUCAAUGAUAUGGACAUUGCACCAGAGUUUGCUGGAACUAUAUUUGGAAUCAUUAACACAUGUGGCACAUUGGCAGGGAUGGUUGGACCGGUUAUGGCUAAAACCUUAACAAGGAAUCACACACUCGAAGAAUGGCAAACCGUUUUCUUUAUCCUUGGUUCUCUUAAUAUUUUGGGUGUUUUGCUUUUCACGAUUUUUGGCAAAGGUGAGGUGCAGUCCUGGGCAAUGGAGAAAGACUGAUAAUUCCUCAAUGGCCUUUAGACUUGUGUGAAUGUGGGUUGGAUGGUGUUUGUACACUGAUCAUGUGAGCAGUGUCACUGACAAUAUCUUGUCAUAGAAUCACAGAAUAUUACAGACAGGAACCGGCUGUUUGGCCCUCAACUCUGCUGGUAUGAUUCUCCAAUGAGCCGCCUUGUCUAACUAAUCCCACUCCCCUGUUUGCUCCCCAAUACCCUUUAGUGUUCCUUCACUUCAUGAUGUAGUGAUUCAACUCCGAAUGAAAAUAAUUGUUGGACUCUGCUUCAACCAUAGUUUGUCACAGAAAAGUCCACACUCCAACUACUUUCUAUCAAAUCAAUUUAUCAUUGGCCCUUUGAUUCUUUUUGUGAUUGCCUUAAAUUUCUGUGAUUAUAAAUCAGUUUAUAUUUGUGCUUAUUGUAGCUGUGUCAGCUUUGCCAUUGCUAACAACUGUUUUACACUUUAUGGUAUUUCUUAACUGGUUUCCUUAUCGAGCAAUCAAUAAAAUCAACAAGUUGGCACAUUGGCUCAGUGAGGCAGAGUGGACAGGCAGAGGAGCCAGACAUCUGAUGUGUUCAUACCUCAGCCUUCACCGCUCAUUGUGUGUCUAUCUAUGUAUUUUCGGGUGAUUAGCUUUGCAUAGAAUUGUCAAGUUAGAUUUGUGUCAACAAUUCAUCACAAUGAUAGGAGCAAAUAUAUCGAGCAGAUUCAUUCAUCUUUUCCAACUGUAAAGCUCCUUUCAUCAGUGCAUAUUCUCUGAGUGCAGAUAAAAUUGAUUAUAACAUCACAAUUCUAUUAAAACUUUGAACACCACA